Lucilia sericata (common green bottle fly) is the source of this 7217-nucleotide messenger RNA. RefSeq names its product trichohyalin (gene ImpE1). The transcript has 8 exons. Bases 488 to 6589 code for a protein of 2033 amino acids. Gene Ontology annotation, molecular function: protein binding. The record is from RefSeq and is a predicted model, not a curated record. Lineage: Eukaryota; Metazoa; Arthropoda; Insecta; Diptera; Calliphoridae.
GUUGUGGGUCUGCAUCUCUUCAGUUAGUAGCUGACCAUCGUUUCGUGCAGACGUGUUUUGGUAGACAAAAUAAAACAAGAAAAAAAAAAGUUACAAGAAAACAAAAAGAUACAAGUUUAAGUUAAAGUUACCAAUUCACAUACGUUCGGAGUUUAAGUUUUUAAACAUUUUUUUAAGCAAGUUUUAGUUUUUUUCAUCUGUGCAUUAAGUGUAAACUGAACAAAUUGUUUAAACAAAUAACAGAUUAAGAAAAAAAAGUGUUUAAGAAAAAAUUUGUUAUAAUUUGAAGAAAAAAGUGUGACCAUUUGCAGUUGUUUAAAGAGAAAAACCUAAGAAAAAUUUGAAAAAAAAGCGUUUAAUAUUACGUGUGAGUGUCUAUAUAUGUAAAAGUUUCUAUGCAUGUCUGAGCAAGCAUAAUUUUUGUGCUUUUUACCCUAAAUCUAAAUAAAAUCACAACAAUAAUAAUAAUCAUAACAAAGAACAUACAAUGGAGUACAAUAUAUUAAAACACAUGCGACAAAGGCAUCAUCAACAUCAUCAUCGGGCCUCACAACCCACACAUCAUUUUUUAACGGUUAAAUUCUACUUAGCGAUAGUGUUAAUUAUAACAUUACACUGCACAGAUGUGUUAGGUUCAACACUUGGUUCCAAAUGUCAACACGAUAUGGAUUGUACAGAUUUCAUAAAGGGUUCAUCUUGUUCGGCCCAGGGUUAUUGUGAAUGUGCACCUUAUUAUGUACAAUAUAAUACAACAACAUGUUUGUCUUCUCAACUUCUGGGUGGUGAUUGUACUCUCAACGAACAGUGUACCAUGAAAGUGGCCAACAGCAGUUGUUUGGAUGGUGCCUGCCGUUGUGUAGAAGGUUUUCUACAGUUCCGUAAACACACAUGUCUUGGACCUGCUCCACCUGGUUCUGUCUGUUACAGUCAUGCCCACUGUCAAAUGUUUCAUGCCCGCACCCAUUGUGAUUUCUUAAUUCCCAAUCUGUUCGGUCGUUGUCAAUGUACCGCUCCUGCCAAACUUAAGGCUGGUGUGUGUGUAGACAAUACAAUUGAAGAAGUUCAGGUACCAGUAGCCCAAACUACCACUACUACAACAACUGCUCCUGUUAAGGAAACUGAAGCUCCUCUUAAUCUUGAACAAGAACCAGCAAUUGUAGCUACCCAACCUCAGGUUUUGGCUGAUCCCAUAGUAGAAGAACAAGCUGAUCCCACAGUAGAAGAACACGCUGAUCCCGUUAAACAACAAUUCCAACAAGAACCCGAAGAAACAGCCAAUGUUUCGGUAGAAGAACAAGAGUGGGACGAUGAUAAAGAUAUUGUGCAGCUCACAUCAAAAACUCCCAUUGAAUUGCCAGAAGAUACAGCAACACACUAUGAACCCUUAACACCCGCUCAAACUGAGGAACAACACGCUCAAGAGGCUACAGAAAUUUCGGAAACUCAACAAUAUGUUCCCAAUACUACUGAUGAUUAUCCCUAUAAAAUUGAAGAGGAAGAAAAUCAUACAGAGGCCCAAAAACAAGAACAGGCUGAAGAACAUCUGUCGGAGACAGACAUGCAAGAAGAAGAACAUAAUGAAUAUGGCGAUGUGGUAGAUAAUACCAUGAAUUUUGAUUAUGAAGCCGCCCAACAGGAGAUGGAGGAUAAUUUGGAACAAGAACAUGAUGGUGAAGAACACGAGCAAGUUCAGCAAGUUCAGCAAGAAGAGGUAGAAGACUUGGACAAACAUGAACAAGAGCCAGAACAAGAACAAGAGCAAGUUGAUAAUCAAGAGCAAGAAUUGGAACAUGAGGUAGUACAAGAUGAAAUAAAGACUGAGUCAGAAUAUCAGCCAGAAGCUCAACAAGAAAAUGAAGAAGUUCAGGAACUAGAGCAACAACAAGAUCAUGCAGAAAAUCCUGAAACGGAACAAGAACAACAUGUUACCGAACAGGAACAAGAUCUAGAUCAAGAGCAUGAAGAAAAGCAUCAGUCAGAAGAUGAACAACAACAACAUCAAGAAGAACACGAACAAAUUGAAGAGACUGAACAAGAGCACGAAGAAAAUUCUGAAUCAGAACAAGAGCAAAUUCAUGAACAACUUAAUGAGUUAGAACAUGAGCAAGAAGAGCAUGUAAAACAUCUAGAACCAGCCAAUGAACAAGAACCAGAACAAAUUCAAGUGUCCGAACAGGAACAAGUAGAUAAUCAGGAAUCAGAACAUCAACAAGAAGAAAAACACGAAGAACUUGAACCAGAACACACUCAGGACUCUGAGCAGGAACAUGUGGAAAAUCAAGAAUCAAACCAACAACCAGAAAAUGAGCCCGAACAAGAACAAAUUCAAGAUUCUGAGCUGGAACAUGUCGAAAAUGUAGAGGCCGGACAUGAAUCAGCUGCUGAACAAGUACAGGAGACUCAGCAUGAAGAAGAGUAUGCUGAAACUCCUGUUAAUGAAUCUGAACAGGAACAUGUAGAAAAUCCAGAAACAGUAUCGGAACAUGAUCUGGAAUCAGAGCAGGAACAAGGACAAGUGGAACAUCAAGAAUCAGAACAUGACAAAGAGCCAGAGAAUGUUCAUGAAACAGUAUCGGAAACACAACAAGAACAGGAAGAAAAUCAUGAAUCAGCAUAUGACAAAGAGCCAGAGAAUGUUCAUGAGCCAGAAGAGGAACAAAAUUAUGAAGCUAACCAGUUACCAUCAGAGCCAGAAAGCGAAGUUCAUGAACUAGAAGAAGAACAAGAGAAUGUAGAUCACCAGCAGCAAUCGGAGCCAGAAAACGAAGCUCACGAACAAGAACAGGAGCUUGAAGAAAAUCAUAAGGAGCAAACUGAACAGGAACAUUCUGAAGAAACUCAACCAGAACAAGAAUUCGAAUAUGAACAAAAUCAAGAGCAUGAGACAGAACAUAAUAUUGAACAACAAUCCGAUGAAGAUCAUGAUGAUGUUACAGAACAUAACGAAAUUGAAGAACAACAAGCUGUUGAGCAACAUAACGAAGAGCAUGCUGAACAAGAAGAUCAUAUUGUUGAACAAGAUCAUAUCGAACAACUGGAUCACAUAAUCUCUGACAAUAAUGAAAUCAACAACAUACCACCCAAACAACAGCAACAAGACAAUCAAGAAGAAAGUUUAAAUGAAUCAUUAAGCUUACAAUCAAUAACAAAUGAAAUUCAUCAUGAUCAAACCGAUGAAGUUGUAGCGGAAAAUGAAAGUGUUCAAAAUGAAAAUGAAGCAAACACACAACAACAACAGCAGCCUGAAGCUGUGACGAUGGCAAAUGAUGAAGUUAUUACCACACAAUCGGCUGUACUUGAGGAAGAAGUUAAAAAUGUACCAGAAGCUGAAAUCGAUUUAAGCAAUAGUCAAAAUGAACAACAACAACAGGUUGCUUCUUCGGUUGUUGAUGAGUCGGUUGUCAAUGAUGAGAAGAUCGUAGACAAUGAGGAAGAGAAACUUGUAGGCCAACAAAUUGAUGAAAACAAUGCUGCGGGCCAAAUUGCGGACACUAACGAAGCAGAGGAAGAACAACAACAGCAAGAAGAAGAAAUGUUGCAAGAAACCACAGAAAAAAUGCCUGAAGUAGAUAACCAUACUGAUGGCGAUGCUGAAAACUCUGAUCAUCAUGUGUUUGAAGAUUUCGAAAAUCAACAAGAAGAUAAACAAAAUGAAAUUUCAACCGAACAAAACAUAGAAACUGACCAAAUUAAUCAAGAUGUUAAUGAUAUUGAACAACAUGAACCUGUUGAACAAAUAGAAGAGGAACAUGAUGAACCAAUUGCAUUAGAUGAGAAACAUUUGGAAGAAGAGCAACCUGUUACUGUGGCCAACAUUGAGGAAGCUCAAGAUCAAAUUGCAGAGGAACAAACAGUUGUAGAAGAAAUAUUACCUAAUGAAACUGAUCAUGAGUUGGUAAAUGAAGAGGAUCAUCAUAUUUCUCAAGAAGCUAUGACAGAACAACCUCAAUAUUUGGAAAAUGAGCCUGCAACUGAGACUGCCGAAGAGGAACAUAAACCCCAUGAAGAACUCGCAGCCGAGCAGGAACAUAAUGAAGAACAACGGCAACAAGAACAAGAUGUUGUCACUGAAUCCUCUUUGGAAGAUUUGAAACCCAUCAAUAAUGCAAUUGAAGAAGAUGAAGAACAUAAGGAAGAAACUGUUAAAGAAGAAAACCAAGAAGAUAUAUUCCAAAUGAACUCGGAAGAUGUAGCAUCUCUAGAACAAUCUGAAAACUCAGAAACUAUCAAUCAAAAUGAAGAAACUUUUGGCGAAAUCACAGAAAAUAAUGAACAAUCAGAAGUCAAUGGUGACAGUAAUGAAAACUCGGUAGUAAGUGAAAAUGUAGAACCCUUAGCUCAUCAUGAAGAAACUGUCAUAGAACAUGAAGAGGAUUUGGCAGAAUCCACAACUUUGCCCACUGAAGAAGAGCAUAAAGAAGAAGAUGAUAUUGCCGAUAACUUGGAACAUGUUAAUGAAAAGACUGAAGUUGUUGAAGAAACUAAUCAAGAUGCAGAGAAAGCUGUGGAAGAUAAUGAACAACAUGAAGCCGAUAAUGUGGAAAAUGAAGAGGAUCAACAUAAAGAGGUCGAAGAACAUCUCGCAGAUAUAAGUAAAGAAGAGGAACACAAAGAGUCGGAACACAUGGCAGAAUCAGCGGAUGUUAAUAAUGCUGAAAUCGAGCCAAUGUUCAGCAACGAAGAACCUCCACAAGUUACCGAAUUACCAAUCGAAAGCGACAAUGUGCCAUCUGAAACACUCCAAGAAAUUGAAGAACCAACUCCAACAUUAGCUGACAGAAUUGAUGAUGAUAAUGAAGAGUCUGCAAAUGAGGAAACUGUUAACCACUAUGGGACUCUUAAUCAAGACAGCAUUGAAGACAAUGAGGUGUCACAAGGUGAACAAACCGAAAGUGAAGAAAAUGUCUAUCUCAAUCAACCACAAAAUAGUUACUUUAACCAAGAUGAAAUAAUUGAUUCUGCUAGACCUGUAAAUGAAGAAUUCAAAGAAAGCGAAUCUAUUAGCGACAUUUUAAAUAAUCUCAUGAAAGAAGAGGUGACCCUACAACCCGAAUAUGGCCAAGAAUCCGAUUUCAAUGAUCAUUUGCAAAAUAUGCAUGAAAGUGAUGUAGCUGAUCUCUUGGCAGAAGAUACAAACAUCUCCGAGGAAUCGGUUAUGUCGCAACAAUUGCCAACUCAAGAUUCUACUGAAGCACCUAUUGAUCCAGGAGAUAAACUUAUAACUUUCUAUCCUGAUAUGCAAGAAGUGCAACCAGUACAACAAUUACCCAUCACAAGCCAAGAAGAACAACAGCAACAAGAGUCUGUCGAACAACAACAAGAAGAAGCUUCGGGAGAUGAUGAGAAGACACAUGCAGAAGAUAAUGAAAUUGAAAAGACUGAAGAAGAACAUCAUACCUUAUCACCCUUAGAUCUGCCCUUCGAUACCUCGGUAGAUUAUGAGCCUCAACAAUUCGAAGCCGACAACUUGGUGGUAGAAACUACCACAAUUUCAACUAAUGACUUGAAGGUGGAGGAAAAUAAUGAACAGACUGAAACCACUACCUCAGCUGGAGCUAUUGAGGAAUUGACUACACAAACUAUGUUGAAUUUGGCUAGUCGUGUUACUCUUAUGGAACCAGCUGCUCCCAUAGCCACCACCCUAAGACCUUUAAUGUCUUUGAAUGCUAAUGAUGAGGUAACAGCCGAGCCCUCUAUUGAUGCUCCCAUUAUGGAAAGUCUAUUGACCACAAAACCCACCACAGAAAUUCGCAAACGUGUGGAAUUGAGUUUGGAAGCUGUUUCCUUGGGUUUGUCUUGCUCCAAUGAUAAACAAUGUCAACUGGCCGAUCCUAAUACAGUUUGUAAUGCUCGUGGUGUUUGCGAUUGUGCCGCCAAUGCUUACUCCUCUCAGAUGCAAAACGAUGCUUCUGCGGCUCAAUGUGGUGCCGAGAGAACAGGUUGUGCUCCUGGUACUUUCCAAUGUCGCUCUAGUGGCGUUUGCAUAUCUUGGUUCUUUGUCUGUGACGGCCGUUCUGACUGUAAUGAUGCCUCUGAUGAGGAAUGUACUUUCAAUACACGCCUUAAUCAAACCUGCCCCAGUCAAGCUUUCCAAUGUGGUCAAAGUGGACGUUGUAUUUCAAGGGCUGCGCUCUGUGAUGGUCGCAAACAGUGUCCACAUGGUGAAGAUGAAAUUGGCUGCACAGCCUUGAAAUCGGAAGACUCCUGUCCACCACACACUUUCCGUUGCAAGAGCGGUGAAUGUUUGCCCGAAUAUGAAUACUGUAAUGCCAUUAUAUCGUGCCGUGAUGGCAGUGAUGAACCACCACAUUUGUGUGGUUCCCGCUCAAUGCCCAAUUUCUUUUUGCAACUUUUAACCGCUGGUGGUUUGAUGAAUAAGAAUAUCGAUAAUAAUGCCUAUUGCCCACACAGAUGCAGCAAUGGUAGAUGUCGUUCAACGGCCAUAGUAUGCUCGGGCCGUGAUGGCUGUGGUGAUGGUACAGAUGAACAAACCUGUUCAGUGUGUAGAUGCCCUGCCGUUAACUAUGAUAAACCUGCCAUCAAUGUUUCAGAAUUUUUGGCCAGACAUCGUCCCAUGCCUUUGUGGUAGACUGCUUGCUUACACUACCUGUCUUUCCCUUUUCACCGUUUAUAAUUAACUACUUUUAUGCAUUUGCCACUUGGAAGAAACCAACAAUUUUUCUAGUUAUAGGUUUAUUUAUUUCUACAACUUUUCACCCCAUUUCCACCCACACCCCCACAACUCCACACACAUUUUAAUUAUUUAUUUCUUGGCACUACACAAUUUUAUUUAAUGAAAAUUUUCUCACAAAAAAACUUCUACUAAAAAAUUGUCUCCUUGCUAGCAAAGGUUUCGUUUAAAAAAAUAUUUUUAAAAUUAACGUUUUUUUAAUCAAUGGCUACUUUUUCUGGUUUUUUAAAUGUUUUAUCGCGCAAACCUUUGAUCUAGCGAUGUCUGACAAUUGAAUUUAUGGAAAAAAAGUGUUAGUGUUGCAAAACGGCAUAAAACAAAUAUUUUAUUUCAUUAUUUAACUAUUUAUUUUUCAUUGCAUUUAUUUUAUAAGUUAUUAUUUUUUUAAAACUCUAUCCCUUUAUUUUCUUAUAAAUAUAUUUAAAAGCCCCACUUGCAUGUUGAAAAGUGGACGAUAAAGUGAAGAAAAACAAAAAUAAAGUAAAACAAAAUAAUUUUUUUAAAAGAAUUUAAAAAUGUAUAUUCU